AUGGGCUUUCGUUUUAAUUUGAAUCAAGAUGAGACAUACUUAGUCAAAGUCAUGAGGCGACUGAUUGAUGACUCAUGCACUCAAACCAUAGGCAACCUGAUAUGUUGGUCGAAUUUAAUCCCCCUUAAGGUCAAAUGUUUCAUUUUGAGGGCUAAUAUAGGAAGGAUCCCUACCUCAGAUGCUCUUUCUCACAUGGGCAUUUCAGUAAUUCAUCCCAAUUGUCACCUAUGUGGAUGUGUUAUGGAAACCGUGAACCAUCACUUUUUCGAGUGCAGUUUUGCAAAAUAUGUUUGGUAUUGGAUCGUUAAGUGGUGUGAUAUACUUGACUUAAGAGGAGACAACAUCAGGGAGAGGAUGGAGUUUGCACAGUCUUGGGGUAACUGCCCCCACAAAAGGGAUACACUAAAUCUUAAUCUAUACUCGACAAUUUGGAACAUAUGGCUUGCUCGUAAUGAGAAAAUUUUCAACAAGAAACAGGUCUCUCCUACGAAAACGACGGAUGCUAUAAUUUUCAAGGUUUUGAAUGGUUGA
Lactuca virosa is the source of this 531-nucleotide messenger RNA. Lineage: Eukaryota; Viridiplantae; Streptophyta; Magnoliopsida; Asterales; Asteraceae. The record is from the annotation of a GenBank genome assembly.